Polychytrium aggregatum is the source of this 1850-nucleotide messenger RNA. RefSeq lists its product as uncharacterized. The transcript is spliced from 7 exons. Lineage: Eukaryota; Fungi; Chytridiomycota; Chytridiomycetes; Polychytriales. The coding region runs from base 355 to 1770 and encodes 471 amino acids. The record is from RefSeq and is a predicted model, not a curated record.
GAUUCUACACCCACAGAGGCCAUUGCCGCAUGUCUUCCGCCUCCUUCUGUCGCCGUGGAAGUUGAUGUUCAGCACGGAUUGGUGCAUCUGCGGUCAUUCGCAGAUUGUUUGCAGGCGCUGUUUCCAGAAUGCUCGAUUGACGAUGUGCGCGCAUUUGUUGUCGACCAUUGCAGAGGCUUCAAUCAAGCUGCGACUGCUCGCCCUGACGUUUGUCGAUCUGUCGAGCCCAGCCCAGCCGAACCUCUGCCGCAACCCAACAGAUCAAGGCACAUGCAUCCGUCGCUGCUGGGCUUCAAACAGGGCUGACCAACCCUCCUACCGUCGCUGGACUGUCAUCAACAUCAGCAUCGACAAAUGAACACAUCUCCCCAUCGUCUCGACCAGGUGCCCGAAGAGCCCCACGAAAAGGACCACUCCGAAGAACCUCCGGGCGAUUCAGCCUCCUCGCGGGGCUCGCAGAAGGACCCUUCCCACGCCCGCGCAAACCGAUCGAUCCUGCAGCGAGCCGAGUCCAGAGGCUAUGCCUCUCGGCUACCGCCCACCAAAGAAGAUGAGAAUGAGGCAUCGUCGCCCACGCCUCAGUCCUCUGCCGAGCCAUCUCCGCCUCACAGCGCAGCUCCGACCGGCUCCAAGCUGGCCCUUGGUCGGCAAACAUCGCACUCCCAUCUGGGAAUCGCCGCCCUUCAACUGCCGCACAGCGGGCUUCGCCGACGGCCUUCGACUCUCGACGAGGAUCUCUACGAAGUCGAGGAUCCCGAGCUAACUUCGCAGACUCUCUCCAACAAUACCACUGCCCCGGGGACGGCUCGCGGGGAGCUGAGCAAGCGCUUCAGCAUCCAGCUGGAUGAUGAACAGGCCGAGAUCGAGGCCAUUGCCGCAGCGGCUGCCAUUGUCGAGACGGAGGGCGUUGCGCAGGCUGUUCAAAAGGUCAUUGCUGCAGCUGAAGCCCAUUCCUUGGCUGCAUCAAGGGCCCCCACAGCCGGCCUCUAUCGCUCCACCUUUGCCGAUGCUGUCUCGAAGGAGCGUCUUGCCCACCGUCCCAGUCUUCCUGCCAUCAGCCCUAAAGUCUCCAAGAGCGAAAAAUUCAAGUCGCACGACCGAAGCGAUGCCAUGGGAUUCGGCAGCACCGUGCGCAGGAUCAGCGUUUUUGACAUCGACCCGUCGCUGAACAUCAAGGCGGCCAUCGGGCGGUACGAUCCAUAUUCGUCUGAAUGGGGCAGUCUCCGCAAGCUGAACCAGGCCGAGGAAAGCCUCCCGACCGAGCCCUGGUCCCGAGCGCCCAAAAACCGCUUUCUGUCAUGUGGCAAUGUCGAGUUGGGUCCUGGACACUACAACCCGCCCCUGCGGUACCUGGAGAAGCCACCGAACCAGCCAUCGACCGUAUUCAUGAGCAAGGUCGAGCGGUUUGUGCCUUCGAAGGACGGAACAAAGCUCUUUGAGCAUCUUGCACCCGGUUACUACAGCAGCGAAGCAAUCAAAAUUCAAACAGGCUUUGUUCCCUGGGUGAAGAGUGCCAAAGACCAUCUCGGCCGAGUGCUCGAAUCCGACCACUCGAACUUUUAUGAGCCGCCGACAAUGUGCUUGGGCAAGGUCGAGCCCAUUCCGUUGUUCUCUGAAGCUCGCAAGCGGAGAGACAAGUCGAAGCGUGAUGAUAUGAGCACCCCGUCCAGCAACCGCUCGCCCCUCAAGCUCGCCCAUCCGUUCAGCGAAUGCUAUUUUUCCAAACCAGCACCCCCAGCCAAAGACUCAAGAGAGAUCAAGCUGCCGUGAUACCGGGACUCGUUCUCUGAGCUCAGCGCUCGAAAUGCGACCGUCACAUGCGUUACGCAAUAUAUAGUCACAUUGAUAUA